This is a messenger RNA of Symsagittifera roscoffensis, 1451 nucleotides long. RefSeq names its product carbohydrate sulfotransferase 6-like. The record is from RefSeq and is a predicted model, not a curated record. Bases 247 to 1341 code for a protein of 364 amino acids. NCBI's taxonomy places the organism in Eukaryota, Metazoa, Xenacoelomorpha, Acoela, Convolutidae. The transcript has 3 exons. Gene Ontology annotation, molecular function: N-acetylglucosamine 6-O-sulfotransferase activity. Gene Ontology annotation, biological process: sulfur compound metabolic process; N-acetylglucosamine metabolic process.
CAAAUCUUGAUUUCAAUGGCACUUGAGAUACGAGUAUAUUUAAAAUCGUUCAUCAUAGCACCAUAGCGUGACCUCCUACUCUUUGUAUAAAAAAAACUAGUUUUUCAACUAUGUUUUGAAAACAUUUCACAUCGAGUUUUUGACUGAAACUUUUCAUGACGAAUAGAACGGAUAUGAGUCAUUAAUUUAUCAACUCGCUGGUUCAUACUUAUCAUUAAUUAUAAAUUUCGACCAAAUAUUUAUUAAAUGUUCGUUAUGUCAUUAUAUCCUCAAACAUCGAAACAAUUGUCGAUUCUCUUUUUCAUUUGUUUUGCUUUGGUAACCUUUACUUACUUGUACUCUGAAAGCAGUGGUACAAACACACUGGAGCAAUUCCAGUUUUACCGUUUUUCAUAUACUUACCAACAUAAAUUGGCUCAAGCAGAUGACAAGAAUCAGAUGCAGAUACUACUUCUGACUUACAUGCGAUCAGGUUCCACAUUGCUUGGUGACGUUUUGAGCAAAAUAGAAAAUUCUUACUAUUUUUAUGAGCCCUUCCGGUUAAUCCAGCAAUAUCUCAACGCAAGCCAAAUUUCUUCUUCAGAUGAACUCUUCAAGAAAAUUACGGACGAUUGGACUGCUAAGUUAUUCAAUUGUAAUUUGAACCAAACAAUUUUCAACGUAACUUUCACCCAGAAUAUCACAACAAAGUUUUCGAGAUUUCUAACAGAAGGUAUGCUUAGUCAUUCAGGUAUUUCUAAUCCGUGGAUUGAUCAAUUCAAUCGAAACGACACGAUAGUUCUAAACGAAGAACAAAAAUGCAAAAAAUCGAAUUUUUUAAUUUUAAAAACGAUUCGAGUUUCAAAUUUGGAACGAACAUGGAAAGUAAUGCGCAACUUCAAAAAUAUGAAGAUUAUUCAUUUAUUAAGAGAUCCGCGAGCACGUCAAAAUUCUCAGAAGAAAUUAGGCUUUUAUCAAAAUUCAACCAAAGUUUGCAAAAACUGUGCAAACAAUUUGGAAAUUGCCAGAAAACUUACCAACGAAGACAACAAAUUUGCAAUUAAUUAUUUCGAAUUUAUUUAUGAGAAAUUAGCAGUCGAUUCUAUUUCUUACAUGGAAAAUAUGGUAUCUAACUUCUUGAAAAUUUCAAUUAGUGAAGAACUGAAGAACUUUAUAGCCAAUAUCACGACGGCUUCAACCAGCACCCAAAACGAAAAACUACCCUCUUUUCUUGCAACCAGUCGGAACAUUUCGACAAUUUCGUCCAAAUGGAGAGUUCAACUGAGUGCUGAGCUCAGAAAUGAGACCGAAAAUAAUCCGCUCUGCCAGAAGAUAAUGGAUUUGGUCGGAUAUGAAAACUAGUUUCAUCCGGUUGCAUUAUUAUUUGAAACUGAAAUGCAUACUAAGUUAUUGAUGUAUAUUUUUUAUGUCAUAGUUCCGACUUUCGAUACGAAAGUAACGGAAUAUUUGUG